AUGUUUGCUUUGUAUCUAACAGCCGACUUGCAAGGGGUCACCAACUUGCGCCCAGACGAUACUCAAGAUAACCCUUUUUGGUACAUGUUCAAGGUUCAGUGUACUUCUUGCCGAGAGACACAUUCGAACUAUGUUGGGGUCAACCGUUUUGAGACCAACGAUAUGAGUGGAAGCCGAGGCGAGGCCAACUUCGUCUGGAAAUGCAAGAACUGCAAGCGAGAGUCAUCGGCGUCUAUCAAGUCUGGACCUGCGGCUUAUGAACAGACGGAGCCAGCCAAGCCUCAGAAGAUCCUCGAGUUUGACUGCAGAGGUCUCGAAUUCGUCGAGUUCAAGGCAGAGGGCGAAUGGCUCGCUGAGGGUGCUGAGACAGGGACCAAGUUUAAGGCUAUCGAGUUGGAGGAAGGCGAGUGGUUCGAGUACGAUGAGAAGUCCAACGAGGAAGUGAGCAUCAACGAUGUCAAGUGGGAAGUUCGUCGCUCUUAA
Messenger RNA from Fusarium sp. VM40, 483 nucleotides. NCBI's taxonomy places the organism in Eukaryota, Fungi, Ascomycota, Sordariomycetes, Hypocreales, Nectriaceae. The record is from the annotation of a GenBank genome assembly.